CGGUGAAACAGACACAUCGCAUCGCACCAAUUGCUAGGAACAAUAAGGAGCACMACAAGCACCAGCAAGAACAGCAAGAACCACGGCGUCAGCUUUCCCGUGCCUGUUCCACUUUCGACUGAGUUUGAUACGAUUCGAUUCCGCCCCGUUUCGAAUGCCCAGGAUCUCGCACUUAGAUGACGACGGGACCCGCGUCGUGUCCGAGGACGACGGCUAUCGCGGGUCACCGGCAAUGUGGUCCAUUUACUCGGAGGCGAACUCCCUGGCCGACUCUUGCGGCAUCGAAGGCAACGACAACGCCGGUUUGAAAGCCCCCCCCCCAGGGAACGGAACCGGCCCACCCGAACCCCUCCCGGGGGAUCGAGUGGGGUUGCCCGCGGCCGGCGGAGCCCGUAGAACGAGCCACGAGAACGCCAAACCGACCGGCAACGGAGAGAUCAAGAACCACAGCAGCACGAACAUUGACCGCGACAGCAACAGCAACAGCACCAACACCAACACCAACACUAAUACGAACGAGCUCAACGACAGCAACAGCAUUGACCUCAACCACGGCGAUAGCAAACAAAAAGAUGGCGGGCUUCUUCGGCCCAUCCCGAAAGACCUCAGGAACUUCCUAGAUGUUCCUAAGGGAGGGUACUGGGAAAUCCGGAGUGGUGACAGCAGCGAUUCCAAGGCAGCUGUGACGGAAACUCGCCUAUCCUCGUUGAUGUACGAUGGCGUCAAGACGAGCAGGAUCCGCAAAACAACGACUCGCUACGGGUGUGAAACUGCAACUGCAAGCACAAGUGCCACUACAAAGGCAAGGAAAACUAAAAGGGGAAAGAAGCGGGGUACGAAACGGAGCUACUCCCGUGCCGAGACUGCAUGGAAGCGCGGGAAUUGGUGCUUUUUGGACGAUGCCAAAGAGAACAGCAGGACAAUCAGAAGCAGCAUCCACACCCAACCGCUACGCAACAUCGAGAUCGAAGGCUCGACCAGCAGCAGAUGGCACUACAAUCGAAAGAGAACAGCUCGAAAGAGCAACGCCCUCMCCGCUGCCGCCACAACUUCCACCACUGCUUCCACCACUGCUUCCACUGCUGCUUCCACCAUUGGUUCUCGACUGCAAGCGAACGCUGUGCCAGCAAUCCCAAAGAGACACAAGCCAUCGCCUCCCUCUCGCAGCAACGGCAACAUUCAGAGCAGCCCCGGAUCCACAAGGCUCCAACAUUUAGCCAAGAAAGCGAAAACGAGCUCAAGCGCCGCUCCGAACGCAGCAAUGUCGGCCCUCGAGAACGACGCUCCGGCGGCCACAGCUUCCGAAAGCAGCGAGGCCGUGCGGAUCACUCUUUCCGAAUCCAAACCCCCCGCUUUGAAGCCCCGGGAGACCGGCGAUAUCGGCAACCGGUGCGUCCUCCCGGGGAAUUCCGCUCUUGGAACCUCUCUGGCCGGCGGCCCCGCAUGCCAAACGCAACGACAAACACAAGGGCAGGCGUAUGAACAAACGGAAGGGCAGACGUGCGAGCAAAUACAACGACAAGCCAAGUACGAUGCUCUGCAGGAGGCCAUGGACCGGGCCAUGGAGCACUACGGGCAGGACUGGGACGGGGAGACCAUCCUGGUGUGAGGGAUGUGCUGCGAUUCGUUGCGAUGCAAUGGAGUGUAGUCAGGUACAGCACUGGGGUGUGUGUGUGUGUGUCUGUGUUACAGUACAGUCAAUGGAGUGCACUAUACUUCAGAACAGUAAAAUGAAUAGUUCAAA
Messenger RNA from Pseudo-nitzschia multistriata, 1744 nucleotides. The record is from the annotation of a GenBank genome assembly. Lineage: Eukaryota; Bacillariophyta; Bacillariophyceae; Bacillariales; Bacillariaceae.